Messenger RNA from Odobenus rosmarus divergens (Pacific walrus), 3863 nucleotides. It is a transcript of the gene DCTN4, whose product is annotated as dynactin 4 (p62). Lineage: Eukaryota; Metazoa; Chordata; Mammalia; Carnivora; Odobenidae. The record is from RefSeq and is a predicted model, not a curated record. Gene Ontology annotation, cellular component: dynactin complex. Bases 33 to 1415 code for a protein of 460 amino acids. The transcript has 13 exons.
GCGAGAGCGUCGUUGACUCCUCCCCCUCCAAGAUGGCGUCCUUGCUGCAAUCGGAGCGGGUUCUCUACCUAGUCCAGGGAGAAAAGAAGGUUCGGGCCCCGCUGUCGCAGCUUUAUUUCUGCCGCUAUUGUAGCGAGCUACGGUCGCUGGAAUGUGUGUCUCACGAGGUGGACUCCCAUUAUUGUCCCAGUUGCUUAGAAAAUAUGCCAUCGGCUGAAGCCAAACUAAAAAAGAAUAGGUGUGCCAACUGCUUUGACUGUCCCGGCUGUAUGCACACUCUCUCUACUCGGGCAACAAGCAUCUCCACACAACUUCCAGAUGACCCUGCCAAGACCACCAUGAAGAAGGCCUACUACCUGGCCUGUGGAUUUUGUCGCUGGACAUCUAGAGAUGUAGGCAUGGCAGACAAAUCUGUGGCUAGUGGUGGUUGGCAGGAACCUGAAAAUCCUCACACGCAGCGGAUGAACAAACUGAUUGAAUAUUACCAGCAGCUUGCUCAGAAAGAGAAGGUUGAGCGAGAUCGCAAGAAACUGGCACGGCGUAGAAACUAUAUGCCUUUGGCUUUUUCGGACAAAUAUGGUCUUGGAACCAGGCUUCAGCGACCACGAGCUGGUGCAACCAUCAGUACCCUUGCUGGACUGUCCCUUAAAGAAGGAGAGGACCAGAAAGAGAUAAAGAUUGAGCCAGCUCAGGCUGUAGACGAAGUGGAGCCUCUACCUGAAGAUUACUAUACAAGACCAGUAAACUUAACAGAGGUGACCACCCUUCAGCAGCGCCUCUUGCAGCCUGACUUCCAGCCAGUCUGUGCUUCACAGCUCUAUCCUCGUCACAAACAUCUUCUGAUCAAACGGUCCCUGCGCUGUCGGAAAUGUGAACACAAUUUGAGCAAGCCAGAAUUUAAUCCAACAUCUAUCAAAUUCAAAAUCCAACUGGUUGCUGUCAAUUAUAUCCCAGAAGUGAGAAUCAUGUCAAUUCCCAACCUUCGCUACAUGAAGGAGAGCCAGGUCCUCCUGACGCUUACGAAUCCAGUGGAAAACCUUACCCACGUGACACUGCUGGAGUGCGAGGAGGGGGACCCGGAUAAUAUCAACAGCACUGCUAAGGUGGUGGUGCCUCCCAAAGAGCUCAUUUUAGCUGGCAAGGAUGCAGCAGCGGAGUAUGAUGAGUUGGCAGAACCCCAGGACUUUCAGGAUGAUCCUGACAUUAUAGCCUUCAGAAAGGCCAACAAAGUGGGUAUUUUCAUCAAAGUGACACCACAACGUGAGGAGGGCGAAGUGACCGUGUGCUUUAAGAUGAAGCAUGAUUUUAAAAACCUGGCAGCCCCCAUCCGUCCCAUUGAAGAAAGUGACCAGGGCACAGAAGUCAUCUGGCUCACCCAGCAUGUGGAACUCAGCUUGGGCCCACUUCUUCCUUAAAGGUGCCACUGGUGGGGCAAAGGACACCAGGAGCCCACGUUAAAAUGUGGAAGCCGCUGCUUCAUUAAGCCUUGUCUGUAACAAUGUACCCAUGCACUACUGAAUCCCCUAGGAGGGUGGGGCCGCUGGCAAGGCCUUAGGAACACAGGCUAACUGCUGUUCUCUCGCUCUCACUUCUGUUAAUACCAGUAAUCUGUCUCCCUCACUGAACCCUGCACGUCGAGUAACAACAGCAUAGUUCCCUCCCAAGACAGGGGAUGGCUGUUCUUUGGAGUGGCAUUAGAUUUACCACCUGAGAAACUCUGACCAUACUAUCUCCCAGUCUGAUCUCAAAAAAGGAUCACAAUCUCACAGAUAAAAUGAUAACAAACCUGCUGUUAAUGAUCCAGCGUCGGUCUCUGUACUGGCUGCUAUCUGCGUUCCGUGUAGCUAUAUAAUCUAGCAGUCUAAACAUACCCCUUCACUUGCUGCCAUGGCUCCCAUCUUGCCGAGGUUUCCAUUGGACAGAAAAAUAGAAUUGUCACAUUGUCUUUAGUUUUGUGGUGUUUGGGAAAACCCGUGAGAUUCUUAAGUCGCUCCCAUUUGCCCUCUUCUGAGUAAAUACAGGAUGCAUAUUUAUCGGGUGCUUUUAAAAUUUCUUUCUCAUUAGAAUAUGGAACUUUUUCCUUUAAGAAUUGGAGAAGCAAGCAAUCACUGUCAUGUCAAGGCAGUGGCGAAUUCCAUUCAUUUUAAAUGUGGCCACAAUAUCCAGGGGUUAACGCUGUCAUCUGGAGGUAGCCCUUCUAUGUCUUACUCCCUCCCUGUCCCCUCUGCUCUGCCUCUUUAACUCAAUAAGUUGUUCUAAAUACUUGGCACCUGGAAAGAGGCCAAAGAAAACUUGGUAGACAAGUUCACUUCUGGAAUGCAGAAAACAUUUUAAAGGUCAGAUUUUUAGCAUGAUCCAAACUAAUGUUCUUUCCAUUGAUUUGAAGGGGGAAAUAGCAGUUAAAAUCUGUUGAAUCCCAAACUGGAUAAUAAGAUAAAGAACCUUUCCCCUUCCUGAGUUUAAGACUUUUAUCAUAUGGUGUGUCGAAUAAGGCCGUUUUGAUUGUAAACUAUAAAAAAGUUCAUCUAGUACCCCAGAAUACGUGCCUGACAGCACAUAUGCUGUUUUCUUUUGGUAUCCUGGAGUUGGCUUGCUAACCUUAAUUUCUGUGACGUUUUCUAAAAUGAGACUUGACCAAGUAGACCACUGUCUGCACCACAUUUUCUAUAAAUGUAUUGUUAGCAAGCAGCCAAUACAUUUUUGGGGAAAAGAGAAAUUUCCUGUUUAUCCUGGUUUUGUUUUUAAGUUCAAGCCUUUAGUUUAAAAAAAAUUAAGAUGUGUAGUAAUCUAGAAUACAGACAGGACGUAGUAACUUACUAGCUCCCUCUGGAAAAUAAAAAUAUUUAGGAAGCCUUUGAAAGACACUAAAUUGUACUUGAAAGGUCAAGCUGACUUUAUGAAACAGUGCUCCACAGAGUAAUAUAUAUGCUGCAAUAUAAGAAAAAAAGUACACAUAUCUCUAAUAUUAUGACAAUAAUAAGUAAAAUUUAGCCUCUUAGGAGUUGUGGCAGGGGGUUGUGUAAUGACAAAUUUGCAGACUAGAGAAAUAGUUUAAUUUUUUGUGACCCCACAGAGUGUCGGUUUUUAUUUCACUACUUGCUAGAGCCUACUCUGAAGCCAUUGCUCCCCAUUUGCCAGUGGAGGACCCGGAUUUCAAAGGAGAGAAUGGCUUCCUGUGUUUACACGUUUGCAGGCCACACACACUUGUAUAUUGUGCGUUUACGGCAUGUAGCUAGUAUUUAUUCCCCAAAGUAAUAAUGUUGAAGUAAUGGGUCUCAUCACCCCCAUGUGACACAGAAACACAAAAAUACUUUUGAUCAUCGAAUUUUUUUUUUCUUCAGAAGCCAAAUUAACUUGAAGAAAUAACAGAGCCAUUGUUUUAAUGUUUCCUCAAGAUAGUUUUCAGUGCAAUCCAGUAUUCUGUGUAUUAGUAGAAAUGGUUCAACACCUACAGGUGGUGAAUUUGGAAUUUUAUUUGUUGCAUUUUUAUAUUAGAUCAGGUGCAAGAUGGUCAAUGCAUAGGCAGUGUGCACCACUGCAGGCGAGUGAGAUGUCAGCACUAGAAACUACAGUUUUGGAAACAUAAAGCUAAGUUAAUUUGUAUUUGUGGUUUGAUUAACCCACCGAGGUUUCUUUUGUUCAAAGUGCUUAUAGGUGUAAUGAGCUAAAUAAAUGUCACUCAUACUUGUGAAGAAACAUCCUUUUUGGUCCCUUUUGGGAAUGAGAGGCUCUCCUUGAUCUUUAUGAAUUUACAGGUUCCUGUUUUGCCUUCUAGCUUAACUUAAUGUAGUGAAAUAAAGCAGAUGAAGCUUGAGUGUGUCUUUCAUUUGCUUUCAUGAGGACUGAAUGGAAUAGUAUGGCUC